UUUCGCUAGGCACAUCAUAAAAUCGAUUUGUACUGCUACUUUUUCUUUGUUUACUUUCCUUGUGCAAAUUCGUGAUAGGUGUUUGAUAAAUAUAUAAAUAUUGAUCCUAUUAGGGACUGCGGGAGCUGUCGGUCUAUUGGUUUGCGUCGGCAAAAUGUGAAUUAACAUGAGUGGCGAAUCGAUCGAUUUUGAGAGCGAAGUGGGAAAGCAGCGGUGUCUCAGCUCGGCCGUGUAUGAGUGUGUGUGUAAACUGCGCCCAACUAAAAGUUAAAGGGAAAAGGAAAAUCAAAUUGUAAAGCCACUUCCAACUUUUCGAUCAUGGAGCAUCCUUCCUCGUUACCCGGCUACAUUCGCGAGAAGCUCGCCGAAUUGGAUUUGGAGCUGUCGGAAGGCGACAUCACGCAGAAGGGCUAUGAAAAGAAGCGUGCGAAGCUCUUGCAGCCGUUCCUUAAAAAGCAUGAAGUCGAGAAGGCGAAGAGUACGCCGCCACCGCCAUAUUACAACGUUAAAGAUGCCAACAACAGCCACGGUCACGGAAACAUCAACAACGACGGAGUUGUAGUCUCCAGCGAAGGCUAUAGCUAUGUGACCGAAGUACCGUCUCUAUCAUCCUCACAGCAAAGACAUUCCAAAAAGAUUGACCAUCACCAGUCGUCCUCCAACUCUUCUUCGGCGGCUCAGGGUGGAAAUGUUGGUGGGACUCCCGGCUAUGAAAACAUGCGCCCACAAGGCGGUGCAGUCGGUGAUCCCGGAUAUCAAAACACUCGCGAGCCUAGUGGAUUCCAAAAUCAGGCCCUGUCAUCGACCAAUAACAGUCAGCAUCGGCAACGACGCACACAGCGGAAAGUAACGCACAAUGAAAAACGCUAUCAUUCGGAGGUACGACAGGAGGCUGUACAGCAGGCCCUCGCAGCUCUCAAAGGUCGACCAAAACCCAGCCUCCCCAUGCCUUCAAAACGCACAUCUGUACUCAACCGAAGCCCCGGGUGCAAUGAUGAGCUGGACUCAUCGACAGAUGACGAGUCCAUACCCGAGGAAACCAUUUCCCCCGACAAGGAGUACAACUACCCACGUGACCAUAUAAGCAACAGCAUUCUUCCGCCCGAGCCUAUUAUAAAGCCACCAAUUCGUGAAUCAUCGAUGAGCUCACAGCAGCAUACGAGACUUGAGGCAAAGCAGACCCAAGCGCCAAGUCAGAAGUACACAUCAUCGAAUAGUGCCCCAGAGAGACGGCCACCGCAAAACUUGCCGCCACUUCCUACAUCUGACACUUCAAACACGGACUCCCCUCCCAUUGCAUAUAAGCGAGAGAAUGACUUUUCUGACAAAGUGUUCAAGCAGAAGCACUACAACGCUCCUGACAUAACACAGUUCAACAACGCCCAUCGUGCCGCAGACCGGGUUACACGAUAUGUGAACGUAUCUCAAAAUGAACUGAGCGAAACAGAUGCCAAUGGAAAGUGGAAGGUGUCGGCGAAAAUUCAACAACUCCUUAACACUCUUAAGAGACCAAAGCGAAGACCUCUGCCCGAGUUCUACGAAGACAACGACAUUGAGCUUGAGAUUGCUGCCAACACCAAGGACCCAAAUGCUCCGAAGCCGGAAGGCAGCACAAUGACUCCAGUACAGGGCGAGCAACUGUCCAUUCCGGCCGGACUUCCGCGAUCAUUGGAAUGCGCACUUCAACGCUAUGGCACAAAUUCCUUUAAAAGUCCCAUGGCUACGGUCCUUGAUCCUAAUGGGAAAAUUACAACCACCUUGACCUACGGCAAGCUGCUGUCAAGAGCACAAAAAAUUGCAUACGCUCUAUCCACAAAAAUAUUCAGCAAGGGUCCGGAGCAAGUAACCCUCAAGCCGGGCGAUCGAGUGGCUUUGGUUUAUCCUAACAAUGAUCCUUUAAGUUUUAUUACUGCCUGGUACGGUUGCAUGUUUCGGGGCUUGGUGCCCCUGCCAAUAGAGCUGCCGCUUUCUAGCUCGGAUACACCACCCCAGCAGGUGGGAUUCUUAUUAAGCUCUUGCGGCAUAACUGUGGCACUAACCUCAGAGGCAUGCCUAAAAGGUCUUCCGAAAUCCACGACUACCGGUGAAAUAGCUAAAUUAAAGGGUUGGCCCCGGUUGCAAUGGUUUGUAACUGAGCAUUUACCCAAGCCGCCCAAGGAAUUUAAUGUGGGCAAUUUACGAGUAGAUGACUCGGCCGCAGCUUAUAUAGAAUAUACGACUGAUAAGGAAGGCAGUGUUAUGGGAGUCACUGUUACGCGUGUGUCCAUGAUUAACCAUUGCCGUGCUCUAACUAUGGCCUGCCACUACACAGAGGGAGAGACCAUUGUCUGUGUUUUGGAUUUUAAGCGUGAAGUUGGACUAUGGCAUGCAGUUUUGACUUCAGUUCUGAACGGUAUGCACGUCAUUUUCAUACCCUAUGCCUUGAUGAAGUUGCGCCCCUCCAGCUGGAUGCAGUUAAUUACCAAACAUCGGGCUUCUUGCUGCUUGGUUAAGAGUCGUGACUUGCAUUGGGGCUUGCUAGCUACAAAAGACCAUAAGGAUAUCUCGCUUUCAUCAUUACGAAUGUUAUUGGUGGCCGAUGGUGCCAACCCCUGGUCGCUUUCAUCUUGUGACCAGUUCUUAAGUGUUUUUCAAGCGAAAGGAUUACGCUCAGACGCAAUCUGUCCAUGUGCAAGCAGCUCUGAAGUGUUUACAGUUUCUCUUCGUCGCCCUGGUCGAGGAUCCUGUGGUUUCAGCCCGUCUGCCACAGGACGCGGUGUGCUGUCCAUGGCAGCACUUUCUCAUGGUGUGGUGAGAGUGGACAGUGAGGAUUCACUCACGUCGCUAACCCUGCAGGACUGCGGUCAGGUUAUGCCUGCUGCACAAAUGGUAGUUGUGCGGUCCGAAGGAGCUCCGGUGCUUUGCAAGACCGACCAAGUUGGCGAAAUAUGCGUUACCAGUGGCUCCACGAGCGCCAGCUACUUUGGUCUCGAUGGCAUGACAAAUUCCACGUUCAAAGUUCAACCUUUAAUUGAGGAAUUCGAAUCACCGAAAGAUGGAAAUGGCACGGUGAAUGUGAUUUCUAAACCGAUUGGCGAAGAAUAUUACGUGCGGUCGGGACUUCUUGGAUUUCUGGGACCUGGAGGCUUGGUCUUCGUUUGUGGCUCCCGCGAUGGCCUGAUGACGGUUACUGGUCGAAAGCAUAAUGCGGACGACAUCAUUGCCACAGUAUUAGCGGUAGAACCAAUGCGCUUUAUUUACCGAGGACGGAUAGCCGUGUUUAGUAUUAAAGUACUUCGCGACGAGCGCGUGUGUGUUAUCGCAGAACAGCGUCCCGAUUGCUCUGAGGAGGAGAGUUUCCAAUGGAUGUCGCGCGUUCUUCAGGCCGUCGAUUCCAUCCAUCAAGUUGGCAUUUAUUGUCUGGCAUUAGUGCCCCAUCAUUUGCCCAAGACUCCGCUCGGAGGCAUACACUUGUGUGAGGCGAGACGCAGGUUCCUGGAGGGAUCCCUUCACCCAGCGAAUGUGCUGAUGUGCCCCCACACAUGUGUUACAAAUCUGCCAAAGCCACGGGAGUUGCAUCAAGACACGGGUGUAGGACCAGCCUCCGUGAUGGUUGGCAAUUUAGUGCAGGGUAAUCGUCUGGCCGAAGCCCACGGAAGAGACGUUGGAUUGGCCGAGGAUUGUGAGCGUAAGCCUCAACUUAUAACGGGAGUACUGCGUUGGCGUGCAAACACCUCUCCGGAUCACAUAAUUUUCACGCUGCUUAAUUCCAAGGGUGCCAUUGCUAAAACUCUAACAUGCUCCGAGUUGCACAAGCGCGCAGAGAAGAUAGCGGCGCUGUUGCAAGAAAGAGGAAGAAUUGAGGCCGGCGAUCAUGUUGCGCUUAUCUUUCCACCAGGGCUGGACUUAUUGUGUGCGUUCUACGGAUGCUUGUACUUGGGAGCAAUACCAAUUACCAUUAGACCCCCUCAUCCGCAAAAUUUGAAUACUACAUUACCUACUGUUCGCAUGAUUGUUGAUGUCUCAAAGAGCGGCAUCGUGCUCUCCAUUCAACCAAUUAUUAAGUUACUAAAAUCACGAGAAGCGGCCACAUCGAUUGACCCGAAAACAUGGCCACCUAUUUUAGAUAUAGAUGACAAUCCAAAACGCAAAUAUGCUGGUAUUGCCACCGUUUCCUUUGACUCGAGCGCCUAUUUGGACUUCAGUGUGUCAACUUGUGGACGUCUCAGUGGUGUCAAUAUAACGCAUCGAUCUCUCUCUAGUCUGUGCGCCAGUUUAAAAUUGGCCUGUGAACUGUAUCCCUCUCGUCACGUUGCGUUAUGUUUGGAUCCCUACUGUGGCCUUGGCUUUGUUAUGUGGACUCUCAUAGGCGUUUACAGUGGCCACCACUCAAUACUUAUCGCGCCCUACGAAGUUGAAGCUAAUCCCAGCCUUUGGCUGUCAACACUCUCACAGCAUCGUGUUCGAGACACUUUCUGCUCAUACGGCGUAAUUGAACUAUGCACCAAAGCGCUAAGCAACUCCAUACCUUCUCUGAAGCAGCGAAACAUUGACUUGCGUUGCGUACGAACGUGUGUUGUGGUUGCGGAGGAGCGCCCCAGAGUGCAGUUGACUCAGCAAUUCUGUAAGCUGUUUCAAGCUCUAGGCCUAAACACCCGCUGUGUCUCGACCUCAUUCGGAUGUCGGGUGAAUCCAGCCAUUUGUGUGCAAGGAGCUAGCUCUGCUGAAAGUGCCCAGGUGUACGUGGAUAUGAGGGCACUGCGAAACAAUCGUGUGGCUCUGGUGGAGCGUGGUGCGCCAAAUUCUCUGUGCGUAAUCGAAUCGGGUAAACUGCUACCAGGCGUGAAGGUCAUAAUUGCUAAUCCCGAUACCAAGGGUCACUGUGGAGACUCACAUUUGGGUGAAAUUUGGGUUCAAGCACCUCAUAAUGCAAACGGAUACUUUACAAUUUAUGGAGACGAAACUGAUUACAAUGACCACUUUAACGCCAAACUAGUGACUGGGGCUACUUCUGAGCUUUAUGCACGUACCGGAUAUUUGGGAUUCUUGCGCCGCACCGAAUGCUCACAAGCAGCCUCGUUACUGGACGAGACCACACCAAGUGUGGCUAGUCGGGAUAGUGAUACUGAGUCCCUGAAUUCCAUAAGCCAACUACAAUUAAACUUCUCAAAUGCUUCGUUGGGCGGAAACUCGGAGCAGAGCCUAAUAGGCGGUGCAGGAAAUCCAAAUGAUCAAGAAUUGCACGAUGCAGUGUACGUGGUCGGAGCAGUCGAUGAAGUGAUCUCUUUGCGUGGAAUGAACUAUCAUCCAAUUGAUAUCGAGAAUUCCGUGAUGCGAUGCCACAAAAAAAUUGCAGAGUGCGCCGUUUUCACAUGGACUAAUUUGUUAGUGGUAGUUGUCGAGUUGGAUGGCAAUGAAUCGGAAGCUUUGGACUUGGUUCCCUUGGUCACAAACACAGUAUUAGAAGAUCAUCAGCUAAUUGUAGGCGUUGUUGUCGUUGUUGAUCCAGGUGUGGUGCCUAUUAAUAGUCGUGGCGAAAAGCAACGGAUGCAUUUACGGGACGGCUUUCUGGCUGACCAGUUGGAUCCCAUAUACGUAGCAUAUAACAUGUAAAUACACAAUUAUUCUUAUGAUUGAAUCGCCAGUACGUAAAGGAAACGUAAGCAACCCCGAUUUAUCCCUAUCAUGUUUAAACAAAACAUUCGCAAUUCACUAACACAAUAUCCACAUAAAACGGCUCAUUUCGGCUUGGAUCGCCCAAAAUAAUUGCACAUUUCCUUUAAGAAUAUUAGCAUAGUAGCAUAGAUGGUAAACAAUUCUUACAAUAAAUGGACUAUUUAACUUUA
Molecule: messenger RNA, 5825 nt
Organism: Drosophila serrata
Lineage: Eukaryota; Metazoa; Arthropoda; Insecta; Diptera; Drosophilidae
Gene: DIP2
Product: disco-interacting protein 2
Source: RefSeq, a predicted model, not a curated record